This is a messenger RNA of Scophthalmus maximus (turbot), 2266 nucleotides long. RefSeq names its product protein arginine methyltransferase 6 (gene prmt6). Gene Ontology annotation, biological process: peptidyl-arginine methylation. Bases 133 to 1191 code for a protein of 352 amino acids. The record is from RefSeq and is a predicted model, not a curated record. The transcript has 2 exons. Gene Ontology annotation, molecular function: protein-arginine N-methyltransferase activity. NCBI's taxonomy places the organism in Eukaryota, Metazoa, Chordata, Actinopteri, Pleuronectiformes, Scophthalmidae.
GGAGCUCUUAAUUCAUACUUCAAACGCUGCUACUGUACUGAAGCCGCAGUGUUGCCCCUCAGUUGGAACUACAAGUACCAGACUCUGAGAGCAGAAGUAGCGCGACUUCACAGUACAUGUGUUAGCGGGUCCAUGGAGAAGAUGUCUCAUGUUGUGAAGAAGAGAAAAUUAGACAAAAGCCGUCAGGAGAGACUGUAUUUCGACAGCUACACCGAUGUGACGAUCCACGAGGACAUGAUCGCGGACUACGUCCGCACCAACACGUACCGCACGGCGAUCAUGCGGAACAGCGAGCUGAUCCGGGGCAAAGUCGUGCUGGACGUCGGCGCAGGAACCGGCGUUUUGAGCAUCUUCUGUGCACAGGCCGGCGCCAAGAAAGUGUACGCCGUCGAGGCCUGCUCCAUCGCCGAGGAGGCGGUGAGGAUCGUCCGACACAACAACCUGCAGGACCGCGUGGAGGUGAUCCGCGGCACCGUGGAGACGGUGGACCUGCCGGAGCCGGUGGAGGUGAUCGUGAGCGAGUGGAUGGGCUACGCGCUCCUGCACGAGUCCAUGCUCAACUCGGUGGUGUACGCGCGCGACAAGUGGCUGAAGCCGGGCGGCCUCAUCCUGCCGAGCAAAGCCGAGCUCUACAUCGCGCCGGUGUGCGACCCGGUGGUGGAGGACCGCCUGCACUUCUGGUACACCGUCAAGGAGCAGUACGGCGUCGACAUGUCCUGCAUGUCCGACUUCGCCCGCAGAUGCAUCAUGAACUCGGACAUCACGGUGAACUUCGUGUCGAUCGAGGACGUGCUCUCGCACCCGGCCCGCUUCGCCGAGCUCGACCUGUACACGGUGACCGCCGAGGAGCUGCGCUCGGUGAAGGGCCAGUUCCGCUGCGAGUCGUUCGGCUCGUCGGCGGCGAGCGGCCUGUGCGUCUACUUCACGGUGACCUUCUCGUGCCCGGACAAGCCGCUCGUGCUCUCCACGUCGCCGUUCAAGGCGGAGACGCACUGGAAGCAGGCGGUGCUGUACUUCGACGCCCCGGUGAGGGUGGUGCAGGACACGGCGGUGGCGGGGGAGGUGUCCAUGUACCCGUCGGAGGACAGCGCCCGGCACGUCUGCAUCCGCGUGGACUACACCAUAGGCGAGCAGAAGGGACAGACCAAGACUUUCUCCAUCCCCGACUGGAGCGGCGAGGCGCAGUCGUAACGCGUCACGCCGCAGUGACGGUCGACCAGUGUUGCUGUCAUGUGUUAAACUGUUCGAACUCACCAGGUCUCAGUCAGAUGUAUGAAGGGACUGUAGCCCAGAGUGUAUUUUCCGUUAGUCGACCCACAAACACAUGCAAGCAGCCACUGUGAACUGCAGCAUAUGUUUUAAUUCUGCCCAAUAAAUCAUUUGACACCUAAACCAAGGAAACAUUCUUGACACCUGUUCUAUGCAUUUUGUACUAACCUCGCCCAGAGAGAUGUGCUGGAGCUGAACGUGUCAGCCCAUUGUCAUGUGAGCAACCCCAGCGGUCGCAUUGGGGCGAAGAAGGCGUUUUUUGUAUUAGUGUCACAGUGGAAACAUCAUUUGAAAACCGUAUUAAAGUGUCACAUUUCAGAAUAAAAACCCGCCAUGAACGUCAGAUGAGUGCAAUGGGCGUAGGUGGGUGCAGAGCGCCGGGCAGGUUUACCUACAAAAGCCGUUGAAUAAAUUCCACGCCACGCUGCAGACAUCUGACAUUCUGAUAAAUUCAUUCAUGCAUGCAUACCGUGUGGAAUCUGAUCAAAACGCUGCAUUCAGAUGAGGAUUAGAACAAUAUAUUGACUUGGACCAGCUGCAGUCAGGCAGCAGGACGCGUCGCACGGGAGGUGCUCGACUUUGGCUGCUGUUCACUUUCCUUUUUUAAUUGGGAACCAAAUUGGCUCAUUGUUUUGGUUCAGAACUAGUAGCCACGCUCAUCUGCUGACAGAAACCACUGACUAAAUAAAAACAUACAGUUCCUGCCCUGCUCUGUCCCAUUUUAAUGGGUAGCAACGAUCAAUGGGUUUUUUCUUCUUUUUUAAAAUAAAAGUUCACAUUUUUUAUUGGCCACAGUUAAUAAUUAUUUACUGUUAAUUUAUUGGCCAACUUCAUACCUCAGAGUCAAUGCACAGUCAGUGGGUUAGCGUGUCUUUGUUGCAGUAUAUUUGUUUUUCUACAGAAAGUGACACCUGCGUGUGUGAAAGAAAUCGUUUGUUUGCCAACUGUGUUCAUCACUGAGCAAAUGGGAACUUGACUAAUAAAUAGUUUGAUUGUU